AUGGCUCUACGUAUGUCCGUACAGUUCCCGAUAACCUCAGCCUUCCUGUUACCCGCAAAAGCCGGUCACGUUAACUCAUCCGUACGGUUGAAACCGCCAUGUGCCUGUAACCAUUCAGUUUCCCGGUUCCAGCCCAGACGGCCCCUAACAGACACGAGGAGCAAGCAAUCGCUUCUCAAAGCCGUUGACGAAAGCCAAGCAAAUUCCGAGUCCGGGCCCGAAUCGGUGAGCACCCAGCAGAAAGAAUCGGCGGGAGAUGGAGAAUCGGCGGCGAGCCAACCCGUCGAGUUGAGCGAGUUGGGGAAGGAGAUCAAGGAGGCUAUGCAGAAGAGGAAGGAGGAGAAAGAGGGAGACUUUCUGAGCGGAGUGGCGGAUGAGGUUAGGGAGAUCGAGUGGCCUGCGUUCGCGAAGGUGUUGGGGACCACUGGUGUGGUGCUUGGGGUCAUUGCUGGCUCCAGCGUCGUUUUACUUACUGUCAAUGCCGUUUUGGCUGAGUUUUCCGACCGAGUUUUUGCCGGCAAAGGGGUUCAGGAUUUUUUCAGCUGA
Molecule: messenger RNA, 546 nt
Organism: Prunus armeniaca (apricot)
Lineage: Eukaryota; Viridiplantae; Streptophyta; Magnoliopsida; Rosales; Rosaceae
Source: the annotation of a GenBank genome assembly